AUGACUAAGUCAGAAAGCGAACUCGACCCACUAUGGCAGAAUCUCGAUUGGGCUAUUGGUCAAAUGUUGAUCAUGGGAUGGGAUGGCACAGAAGUAACGCCUCAAAUCAGGAAUCUCAUUGAGAACCACCAUUUAGGUUCAAUCAUAUUGACAGCUAAGAAUCUCAAAUCUGCUGAGCAGACUGCUUCUCUAGUCCAAGAACUUCAGACAAUAGCACACCAAGCAGGACACCCUCAACCAUUAUUAAUUGCUGUUGAUCAAGAAAAUGGCGGCGUUAAUAGUUUAUUUGAUGAAGACUAUAUCUGUCAGUUCCCUAGCGCGAUGGGCGUCGCUGCUACGGGGAGCACAGAGCUGGCCUACAGCGUAGCAAGAGCUACAGCAACCGAAGUUUCUGCCGUCGGAGUCAAUCUUAUUCUCGGACCUGUUUUAGACGUCUUGACUAAUGCUCGACACCAACCCCUCGGCGUUCGAGCCACCGGGGACGAUCCUCAAGAGGCAUCUCAGUUUUGUAUUGCUGUCAUCAACGGGUUUAAGGAUGCUGGCGUAGCUACCUGCGGGAAGCAUUUCCCGUCCUACGGGAAUAUUGAUUUCCUCGGUUCUAGCUUAGACAUGCCUAUCAUCACUCAAACUCUGGAAGAACUUAACCUCAGUGCUCUUAUACCGUUUCGGAAUGCUAUAAGUGCUGGACGUUUAGACGCCAUGUUUGUCGGUGGAUGCGGGAUCCAGAGUGCUGGAAUGAAUGUCAUGCAUGCUUGCCUAUCAGACCAGGUUGUGGACGACCUCCUGAGAAACGAGCUGGGAUUCAAAGGCGUCGCUAUCUCAGAAUGCCUUGAGAUGCAGUCGCUUAUACAAGAGUACGGAGUAAAAGGGGGAACUGUAAUGGCUGUCGAAGCAGGUAAUGAUCUGGUGCUUCUAUGCAGAGCACACGACGUACAACUAGAGGCCAUCUCGGGUCUAAAAUUAGGCGUUGAGAACGGUAUUAUAUCGAAAGAUCGGAUCUAUACUUCCCUCAAGCGAGUGUUGCGGAUGAAGAGUGUAUGCACGUCUUGGCAGAAGGCACUGAAUCCGCCCGGAUUGUCGUUACUAUCCAAGAUACAUCCUACACAUCUUGCACUCUCUCGGAAGGCCUACGAUCAAUCAAUUGCAGUCGUACGAGACAAGGACAAUCUACUUCCCCUUUCGCAGAGCUUACUCCAGGAUGAAGAACUUUUACUACUAACGCCACUAGUCAAGCCUCUGCCAGCUUCGGCAGCUACUAAAAAUAUGUUGGAAAAGGGUAACAAAGCUCCCUCCCUGCACGAGAAAUGGAUUCACCAGGAGCGUGGAGCAAUCAUGAGUGGAGAAGGUGUCUUUCGAGAAUUGGGUAGAUCAAUAGCUCGUAUACGCAAUGGCAAACUUCUUCACACAUCAUAUACGGCGAAUGGACUCAGACCAGUACACGAGAACCUGAUUAACAGAGCAUCGGCGAUAAUUAUAGUAACAGCUGAUGCUAACCGGAAUAUGUACCAAACUGGAUUCACAAAGCAUGUAGCAAUGAUGUGCCAUAUGCUUCGUGGGACCGGCCAAAAGAAGUCGCUCAUAGUGGUUGCGGUCAGUUCUCCAUAUGAUUUCGCAAUGGACAAAUCCAUCGGUACGUACGUCUGUACCUUUGAUUUUACAGAAACGGCCAUGGCUUCUCUCGUUCGUGCCUUGUACGGAGAGAUAAUCCCCCAGGGGUCGAUGCCAGGAACCAUGAGGAAGAGUAAGAAGGUUUCCAAGACAAGACAACAGUGGCUUGUUGAGAAUUACGACCGCGAGCGAGAUGCUUCUGCCUUGGAGGAGCUGCUAAGAACUCUGGCUCGCUCUAGUACACCGAGUCUUCCGUAUCUCACGGCAGGAGCCCAUUCGUUCGAAUUGUUUAAUACGCACAUUGAGGAGGCACACUUUGUCGUGCGGAACAGCAGCACAAAAACAUUGUACGGGUUUGUGGCCACGUACUACAUGAAAGGUGUUGGUGCCAUUGGCGCUCUUUUCGUCGACCCGGCGAAACGAAAUGUAUCGAUUGGCAGGUCACUACAUCGUCGUGCUUUGCGAGCGUUACUUCAGAAGCCAGGUGUGAAGACACUCCAACUUGGGCUUACAUUUCCGGGAGUGUUUCCAGGAGUACCCGUCGAUGAAAGCGGGAGUAACAAGAGCUGGUUUAACAACGUCGGUUGGGAUACACAAUUUCCGAAACGACUGACGAACAUGGCCAUCGAAGAUCUCGGAGCUUGGACAGCACCAGAAGGCCUUUUACAAAGCAUCCAGCGAGCAAGUCUUAGCUUUGACUUAAUACACGGACUCGAUAACGCCGAGUCGGUGUUAAACCAUGUAGCAACACACGCAGGACCCGAGGUCGUGGAGCUUUAUCGAUUUGCACUACAUGAAACGAAUACAAGCGGAGUAGUCCGAGCCAAGAAUUCAAUGGAUAACCUGUUAGGAACAGUUAUCAUCUGUACAGCAGGAAGUCGCUUGUCGACAUAUAUCCCUCCACUUCACUCGACUAGCGGCGAAGAUAUUGGUGGCAUUCUCGCUCCAAUAGUGCCUUCUACAGCCCAGUCAAGGUUAAUCCUGCAAGGGCUAGUAUUUAUGGGCGUAAGACAGAAUAAGGCGCACAAGUCUGCAAAGAGUAUGCUCAGUUGGGUUCUCGAUGAAGCGUAUGAGCCACUUGCGGCCAUGGGCUUUGACGUCCAACAGACGUUCGACGAGAUUACAAAUUCGCCAGAAAACAUUUUAUGUAGUGGUCUGACUUAA
Molecule: messenger RNA, 2772 nt
Organism: Daldinia childiae
Lineage: Eukaryota; Fungi; Ascomycota; Sordariomycetes; Xylariales; Hypoxylaceae
Product: Beta-hexosaminidase
Exons: 6
Coding region: 1-2772 (923 amino acids)
Biological process (GO): carbohydrate metabolic process; peptidoglycan turnover
Molecular function (GO): hydrolase activity, hydrolyzing O-glycosyl compounds
Source: RefSeq, a predicted model, not a curated record